Messenger RNA from Sitophilus oryzae (rice weevil), 465 nucleotides. RefSeq lists its product as uncharacterized. The transcript has a single exon. Gene Ontology annotation, cellular component: nucleus. NCBI's taxonomy places the organism in Eukaryota, Metazoa, Arthropoda, Insecta, Coleoptera, Curculionidae. The record is from RefSeq and is a predicted model, not a curated record. Bases 1 to 465 code for a protein of 154 amino acids. Gene Ontology annotation, molecular function: DNA binding.
AUGUGCAAUGCCGCUGGAGAUUUGCCACCACCGAUGGUGGUUUUUCCAUACAAACGUAUACCACCAAAAAUAAGUAAUCAAGCACCUAAACAUUGGGGUCUUGGUCGUAGUGACAAUGGUUGGAUGACAGGUGAAACCUUUUUUGAAUACAUUGCCAAUGUAUUCUACAAAUGGCUGACGGAAAAUAAUAUUUCGUUUCCCGUGCUUUUAUUUGUUGAUGGACACUCUUCUCAUCUUACUCUAACUCUUAGUAAAUUCUGUUCUGAAAAGAAAAUUAUUUUGGUCGCUCUGUAUCCUAAUGCGACUCAUAUAAUUCAGCCACUAGAUGUUGCAUUUUUCAGGCCAUUAAAAAUGUCUUGGAAAACGGUCGUACACACAUGGCGUUUAGAGAACAAUGGAGCUAAAAUAUCCAGAGAAGAUUUUGCGCCGCUGCUUCAAAAAAUCGAUAGACGAAAUGGAAAAUAA